AUGUCGCGAGCAAUUACAUCAGUCAUGAAAAGAACCGAAAAUGAGUGAGUAGAUUUUUCAAAAAAAACAAAAAAACAUUUUCGUCUUUAAGAGUUUCUCGAAUUGUCAACAAAGAACCUCCACGUAGAAUAUUCUUUGAUCCUGAUUGGGCAGAAUAUUUGACAAAUAUUAAAAUCGCUCGAUAUUAUCGAGAUCACAAACCAAAAUUGAACACCUAUUUCGAACUCAACAAAUAUAAUUUCAAACUCGAAAACCCAGCAAAUGUUACAAGUUUCACAGAUAAGCGUUUCGAUGAAACUUUGCAAUUUGAAGUUUUAAUUCAAACCGUCGAAUUUCAUAUUAAUGUCAAAUUUUAUUGCAAUUAUGUGAGUUUUUAGUGUGAAUCACAUGGAUGUUAAAUUGGAAAUAUGUAAAUGUAAUUUCAGAUCGAGAAGUAUGAUGAAAUUUAUAUUGAAAGCAUUUUGAGCAUGCAUCCUUUUAGUUAUAAGUGA
Caenorhabditis angaria is the source of this 491-nucleotide messenger RNA. Lineage: Eukaryota; Metazoa; Nematoda; Chromadorea; Rhabditida; Rhabditidae. The record is from the annotation of a GenBank genome assembly.